Messenger RNA from Notolabrus celidotus (New Zealand spotty), 2789 nucleotides. RefSeq names its product gremlin 1b (gene grem1b). The record is from RefSeq and is a predicted model, not a curated record. NCBI's taxonomy places the organism in Eukaryota, Metazoa, Chordata, Actinopteri, Labriformes, Labridae. The transcript is spliced from 2 exons. The coding region runs from base 1872 to 2420 and encodes 182 amino acids. Gene Ontology annotation, biological process: animal organ morphogenesis. Gene Ontology annotation, molecular function: BMP binding; receptor ligand activity.
AGGGCUCAGGACUUUAUUGUGCCAAAAAACUUGGAAUGACUCUUCUGUUGCAACUUAAUUCAAAUCAAAUGCGCCAAACAUUUUGUUACAAUAGAUCGUUGAGAAAAUCAACUCUGCAAAUUCCUUUACAAUAAAAACAUCUUUCUCUCCUCUCAGCAUAUCUCAACCCACCAGGGGAACAUCAUAUUUUUUUGUAAUGUAAGGAUCUUCCUCGGCGUACUCAGUCCGCUUUCUUAAAAUUGAUGUUGACACGAAAGAAGUGUUUUUCUUCUCUGUAAAGAAUCCUCAGAGUAGACAGGAGAGGGUGGGGGUCAGAAUCAUUCCCUGAGAUUUAUUCUCUGGCCCGUUGGGAGGCUCUCCGGUUUUUCAUGUGAAACAGGGAGAUCAGACUUGGACAAAAUGUUAAAAUACUCAGUUACUUUAGCAGAUCAUUGUUAUCACUGCAAGGGUGGUAGCGGGUUGAUUUUCCACUUUUCAGACGCUGCGUAAUGACGCAGAAGUAUACAAAGUGCUGAAUCGAGGCCAUGUGCUCAGCAGAUUAAUUCAUUUUACGGUGCCAAACAAUCAAACGCUCACCUUUCCGAAAAAAAGAAGACGUAUUUCGACAUAUGUAGAGAUGGAAACGGAAAUUUCCUGAAUAUUAGUCUACUUAUGAAGGCAGGGGCACGUUCAUGCUUGUGAAUUCAGACAUCAGUGAUGCAGGGCUGGAGUAUUUUCCAGAUUAUCAUUAUAAGAAAAUUCCGCUUCUUUAAUACAGAAGUCAUUUAGCUGGCAGUUGGUAAUUCAAAAUUUCGGCAAAACUUAAGUAAUUUCAAAUGCGUUUAAUGUUAUUCUAUAAGAUAUAAACCUUUUCGUUGGAGUUGCCAGGUUAUUAAAAAUCCUUCCUUUCACUGUGACGCGUCAUUCUCUCAUUUUGGCAUUUGACUUAGCUCGUGAAGUAGAAACUGCAAUGAACCUUUACGGAGUAACUGGCCCCAAAACAAUAAAUAAACAACAUUUAAACAUUUUCACAUAAAGUUAAGGCCUGUUAUCAACUAAUUUGUAUCUGCGUGUUAUCGAAAGCCAGGCAAUCUGGUCUCCAAAAAGUUUCUUUUAGUAAAGGGUUAAACUGAUUUGUUUACCAAAAACCAAGUUAGAAAAAAAUGCAAAUAACUUUGCUGCUAUUCAUAAACAGGUGACUCACAACAGCAGGGACAUGCAUCUAUUGUUUGAUUUCUCACAGAGUAAAUGAAGACUUUCACUUCACUGCCCCUUUUGGGCAUGCGUAAAUAAAGGCGCAUUGAGAAGUGAUUAACUAAAGAGCUAUGGCUAUUUGAAAAAGCAACUGCAUUCCCUAAUUUUCUCUUUUGAAGUGAACCUUUUUUAUUUUGCAAACUAGGCUACAUAUUUCAGUUACCUCGAUCAAACUUUUCACUGGUGUCCUAUAAUGCCCAGUGUGCUAACUAUUCUUAAUUCCUCUUUAUUCUGUGGAUCAAACAUAUCAAUGUUUUACUUUUUCCAUGUGCGCAGAAACUCCAGGCCCAACCCCUCCUCCCCUCCACUUCUCGCUUGUCUGUGUUCUUGAAGUGGGUUCAGGAAAGUGUUGAGGGGGCGGAUAGUUUUGAUUUUCUCCACAUCUCGCUUAGCCAAUAAUGUAGAGGGAACUGUUGUGCACAUCUCAGCUGGCAGACAUUUAAAAGGGAGACAGUCCGGCGCUGUCGCAAUUUGUAUUAAACCCCCUGGCCCCUGUCUAUGGAGCGGUUAGUCUCCCACCCAUCAGCAGUCCCACCAGCGUACAGUCGACAGCAUUAGGUGCUGAUCACGCCGGAGGGUGCCGCAGAGGACUAAGAGAAUCACAUCAUCGCUCUUGUAGCAGAGGAGGCUCGCGCAGGAUGGCAAGCUCGACGCGUAUCCUGUGCAGUAUGGUUUUCAUCAUCGGGUUGCUUUCCUCUCCCGUGGAUUCCAAAAGAAACCGAGGUUCACAAGGCGCCAUCCCUCAUCCUGACAAAAACAACCCAAACGAAUCGGAGCAGCAACCGCCGCCUCCGCAGGCGGGCUCCGGGUCCCGGCAGAGGCAGGGCCCAUCCUCACCGGCCGACGAGGUUCUGGAGUCCAGCCAGGAAGCUCUUCACGUGACGGAGCGCCAGUAUUUGAAACGAGACUGGUGCAAGACGCAGCCGCUCAAGCAGACCAUCCACGAGGAAGGCUGCGUCAGCCGCACCAUCAUCAACCGCUUCUGUUACGGACAGUGCAACUCCUUCUACAUCCCCCGGCACAUCCGCAGGGAGGAGGGAGCCUUCCAGUCAUGCUCGUUCUGUAAGCCGAAACGUUUCACCACUAUGACUUUUACUCUGAACUGUCCGGAUCAGCAGCCUCCCACCAAGAAGAAACGCAUCCAGCGCGUCAAACAGUGCCGCUGUAUUUCCAUAGACCUGGACUAAAGACUCACAGAAACGCAGCGUGUGUUUUCCUGUUUGUCUUAUUCUUCAUGGACUGGAUUUUAGGUAGAAUAAAAGAAAAGCUGUCACUCAGCCAAGAGCACGUGCCCGUCUCCAUCUAGGAGGAAGCUUCCAUUAGCGCAUCCCCCACACGGAUUCUCCUCUUGCACAAUGUGUAAAAAAAUAUGGACACAACAUUGGACAAGAUGUUGAAUCGCAACGAACAUUUUACUAUCCACCACUUGAAAAGUUAGAAAAUAUGCAUCACUGCACGGGAACGCUGACUUGGAAUGGGCACGUUUUACGCACGGCUUCCUCACCCCACGAGGACUGCAUAACCCGGUUUAUUUAAUAAAUCACUGUUCAAAAGUU